Messenger RNA from Staurois parvus, 369 nucleotides. The record is from the annotation of a GenBank genome assembly. Lineage: Eukaryota; Metazoa; Chordata; Amphibia; Anura; Ranidae.
GGCAAUUUCUUGAACAGAACGCAAUGGAAAAACGAUCAAUCACCAUAAGAAUGACCGUAUGGCCUUGAGACGCAGGAAGGUCCACAAUAAAAUCCAUGCCCAGGUGUGACCAGGGACGCUCCCCAUUGGGAAUGGGUUGCAGAAGACCCAACGGAAGAUGCCGAGGAGAUUUAUUCUGAGCACAGACUGAACAAGCCGCUACAUAUGAGGCGAUGUCAGAACGGAGAGAUGGCCACCAGAAUAACUGAGAAACAACCCAGGACCAUUGGUUCCUACCAGGAUGACCGGCAGUCUUGGAAUUAUAGUAGGUACGUAGCAAGCGGGUACGCAAUCCCUCAGGUACGAAACAUCUUCCAGCCAGUCUCUCAG